This is a messenger RNA of Rotaria sp. Silwood1, 381 nucleotides long. The record is from the annotation of a GenBank genome assembly. NCBI's taxonomy places the organism in Eukaryota, Metazoa, Rotifera, Eurotatoria, Philodinida, Philodinidae.
AUGCAUCGAGCAAAAAUGGGACCAGGUCCAUCACCAAUUAAUUCACAAAAUUCUGAACCAACAACAUCUGGACAAUAUCAUCAUUCAAUGGAAUCAGCUUCACCAAGUUCAACUGGCAAAAUGAUGCCAUCAAGUGGUAAAGGUAGUAAAGGUGAUAAACCUUCAUCUAUGAGUGGAUUAAUUCGUACUAAUUUAUCACAACAAUUACCAACUCAACAACAACCACAACAAGAACAACAUUGUGUUUAUUAUAAUGGUGGUCAUGGUAAUCCAACUGGUAUUAAUAAUAAUAAUUAUAAUAGUGGAUAUCCAAUGAUGAUGACGACACAUCCUCAACAAACACCACAACAAUGGAUACUCCAAUAUUUGUCCUUCAGUUAA